This is a messenger RNA of Adineta ricciae, 1569 nucleotides long. The record is from the annotation of a GenBank genome assembly. NCBI's taxonomy places the organism in Eukaryota, Metazoa, Rotifera, Eurotatoria, Adinetida, Adinetidae.
AUGCCAAUUGAUCGUAUCUCGCAUCUUGUUGCACAGGCACCGAAUGAAAAUCCCAGCCGACGUCAAUCGUUCUAUCGAACAUUCGUGCAAUUCCUCUGUUCAAAUCUCGGCCUGGUCAUCAUCGUGGUCGCAUACAGUAUUGGCGGAGCUUUUCUUUUCAUUUUGCUUGAGCAAUAUAUUGAACUGCAAAAUUGUCAGGAAGCUAAUCUAUUGGAAAAUGUUUCGGUUUCGAAUAUCUCUGAAUCGAUGUUUAACUACGUUUCGAUUUCGACUGAUAGCAACGCGGUGAUGUACGACCAAAUCGAAAGUUAUUUAGAGAAUUUCACCAGUGAUAUCUAUGAACGUCGAUCUGAUUUCCGUUAUACUGGACAAGAUUGCGAAACAACAUCUGGUUGGUCAUUUUCAUCAGCACUGCUUUUCGCAAUCACGGUCAUUACAUCCAUUGGUUAUGGACAUAUCACACCAGUUUCAUGGGAAGGACAAAUUACUUGUAUCUGUUAUGCACUGAUUGGUAUUCCGAUAUUUUUACUAUGCUUGGCCAAUAUAAGUUCCAUUUUGGGCGAUAUGUUUCGUUUUAUGUAUUCGACAUUUCUGCACUUCAUGUGCUGCUGUUGUCGAGUCUACAUGCGUAACCGUCGGCGAAAACAACGCAGACUCAAAGGAACAUCGUAUAACGAUCAUUUUUCUAUGGGUUAUGUGGGCAAAGAAUCCAUUGAUCCGAACUGGCCAGAGGCUGCUCAGCAACAUAAUGGUGAACGAUUAAGUGAUGAAGAAUAUGAUCUGGAUGAAGACGACGAGAAUGAAAUGGAUGACGUUUGGACACGAAUGGAAAGUCGUGUGCCGAUUUUAGUUGUCAUUUUAAUUAUCAUUGGUUACGUUUGUGUGGGAGCAUUUGUUUUCAAUCGAUUCGAAGGUUGGUCAAUGGUAAUAUCGGUUUAUUUCUGUUACAUCACACUAUCAACGAUUGGCUUUGGUGAUUAUGUACCAGGAAUAACAUCCGGCUCAACAGACGGCUUACGUUUCCUGGCAAAUUGUCUUUACAUUGUUGUUGGUUUAGCUGUCUUAGCAAUGUGUUUUGAUUUAAUAAAAGAAAGUAUUGUCGACAAAUUCGAAUGGAUCGGACAAAAAUUCGGCGUUGUUCAGCAAGAAGAUGAUUUAGUUGACAAUGAUUUUACACGAUAUGCAAAUUUUCAAUACUCACAACAGUCAAGUCAAGAGAAAAUCAACUCGCCACCGCCAGCAUAUGAAGAGCCGGUUGCUGAAGGUGGUUGGUUUAAAGAUAUCAAAGAUAAACACGAGCCACUUCGGGACAAAAUCAGUGCUGCAAGUGACAAAGGUAUCAAAAAUAAGCACGAACCACUUCGGGAAAAAACCAGUGUCGCAAGUGACAAAGUUAUCAAAAGUAAGCACGAACCACUUCGGGAAAAAGCCAGUACGGCAAGUGAUAAACAAGUCAAAGAGAAAAAUGAACCACUACGAGAAAAAUUCAGUGGCUCAAGUGAUAGAUAUAUCAAGAACAAGAUCGAACCACUGCGAGAAAAAGUCAGUAUCGCAAGUGAUAAAUAUUAA